CUGUGUAAAAUGCUUCACAACAUCAACUGAGCUAAAAGUUCAUCACCGAACACACACAGGAGAGAAGCCUUACUCCUGCUCUGACUGUGGAAAGAGUUUCUCUCACCUGGGCACCUUAAAACAACAUGAACGUAUACAUAUGGGUGAGAAGCCUUACUCCUGCUCUGACUGUGGAAAGAGUUUCUCUGUACUGGGCCGCUUAAAAACACAUGAACAUAUACAUACAGGAGAGAAGACUAACUCCUGCUCUGACUGUGAAAAAUGCUUCACAACAUCAACUGAGCUAAAAGUUCAUCAGAGAACACACACAGGAGACAAGCCUUACUCCUGCUCUGAUUGUGUAAAAUGCUUCACCACAUCAACUGGGCUAAAAGUUCAUCAGAGAACACACACAGGGGAGAAGCCUUACUCCUGCUCUGAUUGUGUAAAAUGCUUCACAACAUCAACUAGGCUAAAAGUUAAUCAGAGAACACACACAGGAGAGAAACCUUACUUCUGCUCUGACUGUGCGGUGAGUUUCUCUCUACUGGGCCACUUAAAACGACAUGCACGGAUACACACAGGAGAGAAGCCUUACUCCUGCUCUGACUGUGGAAAGAGUUUCUCUCUACUGUGCCACUUAAAACGACAUGAACGUAUACACACAGGAGAGAAGCCUUACUCCUGCUCUGACUGUGGAAAGAGUUUCUCUCUACUGGGCCACUUAAAAAGACACGAACAUGUACAUAAGGGAGAGAAGCCUUACUCCUGCUCUGACUGUGGAAAGAGUUUCUCUCGACUGGGCCGCUUAAAAACACAUGAACAUAUACACACAGGAGAGAAGCCUUACUCCUGCUCUGAUUGUGUAAAAUGCUUCACCACAUCAACUGGGCUAAAAGUUCAUCAGAGAACACACACAGGGGAGAAGCCUUACUCCUGCUCUGAUUGUGUAAAAUGCUUCACAACAUCAACUAGGCUAAAAGUUCAUCAGAGAACACACACAGGAGAGAAACCUUACUUCUGCUCUGACUGUGCGGUGAGUUUCUCUCUACUGGGCCACUUAAAACGACAUGCACGGAUACACACAGGAGAGAAGCCUUACUCCUGCUCUGACUGUGGAAAGAGUUUCUCUCUACUGUGCCACUUAAAACGACAUGAACGUAUACACACAGGAGAGAAGCCUUACUCCUGCUCUGACUGUGGAAAUAGUUUCUCUCUACUGGGCCACUUAAAAAGACACGAACAUGUACAUAAGGGAGAGAAGCCUUACUCCUGCUCUGACUGUGGAAAGAGUUUCUCUCGACUGGGCCGCUUAAAAACACAUGAACAUAUACAUACAGGAGAGAAGACUAACUCCUGCUCUGACUGUGAAAAAUGCUUCACAACAUCAACUGAGCUAAAAGUUCAUCAGAGAACACACACAGGAGAGAAGCCUUACUCCUGCUCUGAUUGUGUAAAAUGCUUCACCACAUCAACUGGGCUAAAAGUUCAUCAGAGAACACACACAGGGGAGAAGCCUUACUCCUGCUCUGAUUGUGUAAAAUGCUUCACAACAUCAACUGGGUUAAAAGUUCAUCAGAGAACACACACAAGUUAAGCUUUACUCCUUCUUUGACUAUGGGAAGAGUCUCAACUGAACGACUUAAAACAACAUGAACAUAUACACAGGAGAGAAGCUAUUCUCCUGCUCUGACUGUGGAAAGCUUUUCUCUCAAAUGGGCCAGUUAA
Molecule: messenger RNA, 1707 nt
Organism: Salmo salar (Atlantic salmon)
Lineage: Eukaryota; Metazoa; Chordata; Actinopteri; Salmoniformes; Salmonidae
Source: RefSeq, a predicted model, not a curated record